Molecule: messenger RNA, 9242 nt
Organism: Lytechinus pictus (painted urchin)
Lineage: Eukaryota; Metazoa; Echinodermata; Echinoidea; Temnopleuroida; Toxopneustidae
Product: serine/threonine-protein kinase OSR1-like
Exons: 12
Coding region: 94-1449 (451 amino acids)
Biological process (GO): activation of protein kinase activity; protein export from nucleus; protein phosphorylation
Cellular component (GO): serine/threonine protein kinase complex
Molecular function (GO): protein serine/threonine kinase activity; protein serine/threonine kinase activator activity; ATP binding
Source: RefSeq, a predicted model, not a curated record
GGAGCUACUGCGACUGUCCACAAAGCAAUCUGCCUUCCUCGUAAUGAGGAGUGCGCCAUCAAGAGGAUUAAUCUGGAAAAGUGCAACACCACCAUGGAAGAACUAGCGAAAGAGAUUCAGGCAAUGUGUUUAUGUAAACACGUCAAUGUGGUACAGUACUACACCUCCUUCGUUGUUAAGGAUGAAAUUUGGCUUGUUAUGAGGCUGCUAGAAGCUGGAUCCUGUCUUGAUCUUAUCAAGUACAUGAUGAAGAAAGGAAAAGGAAAGGGAGGACUAUUUGAAGAAGCUGUCAUCGCAACAAUGCUCAAAGAAACGCUACAAGGUCUAGACUACCUCCAUGAAAAUGGUCAAAUCCAUAGGGAUGUUAAAGCAGGAAACAUCCUCCUGGGUUCAGAUGGUACAGUCCAGCUUGCCGACUUUGGCGUUAGCUCAUGGAUUGCGACUGGCGGUGACCUCUCCCGUGAUAAGGUCCGUACAACCUUCGUUGGUACACCGUGCUGGAUGGCACCAGAGGUCAUGGAACAGGUGACUGGAUAUAACUUCAAAGCCGAUAUCUGGAGUUUUGGUAUCCUGGCCAUAGAGUUAGCUACUGGUGCUGCACCCUAUGCAAAGUUUCCUGCCAUGAAGGUGUUGAUGCUAACCCUUCAGAAUGAACCACCAAACCUAGAUUCCUGCUCAGAAAACAAAGAUGAAUACAAGAAAUACAGCAAGGAAUUCAAGAAAAUGGUCUCAAAGUGCUUACAAAAAGAUCCAACGAAAAGACCUACUGCGUCUGAACUGCUCAAGAGUCCGUUCUUCAAGAAAGCCAGAGAAAAGAAGUAUCUUAUUGAGAGUCUCAUUCAAGAAGGACUCAAAGUCAGACAAGCACAACAACAAAAUGUCAAGCGAGUGCCGGGGUCAAGCGGUCGCCUGCACAGGACGGUAGACGGGGCAUGGGAAUGGUCAGACGAUGAACUGGACGAGAAUAGUCGGGAAGGUAAAGCGGCAAGCAUUGGACGAUCACCAAGGGUUGGUGCACAGUUCAAGGAAGCUCUAGAGAAUGAGAUGGGCACAAAGGUAGAACCAGAGCCUAUCAAGAACGAGGAUGUGAAAUCAGUCGAUGCUCCACGAAGCGGAGAGACGGAACAAAGCGUAGAAGGUGGAGGAGGAGGAGACCAAACCCCACCCCUAAGCCUCAUCCUUAGACUCAGGAAUGCAUCAAGGGAAUUGCAUGACAUCAGAUUUGAGUUUAGAGUGGACCAGGACACACCCAACGGACUCUCUCAGGAACUGGUCAAGGAAGGUCUCGUCGACGGCAGGGAUGUCAUUGUUGUUGCAGCAAAUUUGGAGAAAGUUGUGAAAGAUCGGGAUUGUAAAUCUAGGACAUUUAGACUGAAUUCUGGUUGUGAAGUGAACGAAGUGGCAGACGACAAAGCUCUUAUAGGUUUUGCUCAGCUUACUGUCAGCUAGUCUUGCUUCCAGCCCCUAAAGGAUGUCUUGAAGACAGAAACUACACAAUAUAAAGGAAACGAAUGUAGGGUGUAUAGAGAUUUUUACAAUUAUAUAGCUUCUUUAAAAAGAUGGUAUCAAAUCACGCAUUGCUAAUUGUCAUGAAUUCACUGAAAUUGGUACAUAUCUAUAAUUUUAGCUCACUUUCAAAGUAAGCGUCUAAACCAAAGCCUGUUUAAAAUGAUCGUCGAAUUGCAAUAUUUUAAGAAAUGCUUUUUGUUCAGAGGUGGGGGGGGGGGUUAUCAUCUAUUACAUCACCCCUCCCCCCCCUUUGAACAGUAAAUUCCAUUAUUUUAUCUUUGCCUGAAUUCUAUGUGAUUAGUAUGAUGUUAUUAACACAGGGUGAUAGGCUUGAAUAGUUAAUUUAUGUUCUCUACAGCAGUGUUUUAACUACGAAAUUGACAACAAUUUUGAGUGAAAUAGUACAUGUAACUAUGCAAUGUUGUGUCAAGAAUUUAAAGCAAUCAAAAUGUUUAAAGUGGAAAAUAUGGGUGCAAAACUAGAUUGCAUUCCUGUCAAAUUUGUCACGACGGUUCACGUUUGUAGUUCUUAAGUCGUGUUGCCAUUUGCUCGUAUUUUCAUGCAUUUAUUGCAGACAUUGUAAGUGGUAGCAAUGCACCGUUUCAUUUUUUAUUCUGGAGAAUCAUCCUUUGAUAUGAUCGCAGAUGUAAUGUAAGGCUUUAAAUGUGCUUUCUCUGGCUCAUACCGUGGUAUUGGUUAUCCUUGGAUUUUAGAAAUACCAUUUUUUAUAAUGUAUAUAUCUGGUCAAUCCAUUACAAGGGAGAUGAACUCUAUUAGUUAUCCUUUAGAUAUUUUUGAGAUAAUAUACUGCUACAAAAUACAUGAGGUGGUACUCUGAUAGCCAUGGUUUUAGUUAAACAUGGGUUAACCUUGACCACACUUUUAUGGAGUGCCAAUUGUCAACUCAUUCAUCAAUCAAAUAUUAUUCUUAUCCUUCCACAAAGAGUUUUCAAAAAAAUUAACGAGUUUGUCAAAUUGAAAGAAUUGGAAAAUUCUGAAUUAUUAAUUUUGCUGAAUUAAUUGACAGAUUAUAAUUGCCAUGGAUAUGGAAGAAAUAUUAUGAAGCCUAGCAUUCCAUAGAAGUUUAGUUUGAAAUUCUACUUUAGACUAGGCUUAAAACCUAGGUAUAAUUAUCAGAAUACCGAUCAUGGUGUUUUAACGUUAAGGGAUUGAUUGACUGUCAGGAUGUCACUUUGAAUAUGACGUAAUAUCAUCAACAAUAUUUUUAUGCUAUCAAUGCUGUACAACAAUGCUUUCACCAAGACAUUAAACAACAGCACUGGAAUUGAAAUCAAAUUUUAUAUGAUUUCUCUCAGGCGUCGUAACAUUACCAGUGUAGUGUUCAAAUGCUAUCACUGAGGUGUACAAAUGCUAUCACCUAGGUGUUCAAAUGCUAUCAUUGAGGUAUUAAAAUGCUAUCACUGAGGUGUACAUGUACAAAUGCUACAUUAGCACUGGGGUGUUCAUAUGCUGUCACUGAGGUAUUUAAAUACUAUCAUUGAGGUAUUCAAAUGCUGUCACUGAGGUGUACAAAUGCUACAGUAUCACUGGGGUGUUCAUAUGCUAUCACUGAGGAGUUUACGUGCUGUGACAUCACUGGUGUGUUUAAAUACUUUCAGUGAGGUGUUCAAAUAAUAUCACUGAUGUGUGUAAAUGAUAUCACUGAGGUGUACAAAUCUAUGGCUGCAGUGUCCAAAUGCUAACCGAUCACUGAGGUUUUUAAAUGCUAUGACAUCACUUGGGUGUUUGAAUGCUAUCAUUGAGGUGUACAAAAUUGCUAAUGAGAUGUACAGUAUAUGAUAACACUGAGGUGUUCAAAUGUUAUCACUGAGUGUUUAAAUGCUGUCAGUGAAGUGUUCAAAUGCUAUUACUGAAGUGUGAAAAUUAUAUCUCUGUAGUGUACAAAUGUUAUCACUGAGGUGUGAAAAUGCAAUCACUGAGGUGUGAAAAUGCAAUCACUGAGGUGUUCAGUUGCUAUCACUAAAGUGUUUAAAUGCUGUCACUGGUGUUCCAAUGAUAUAACCGAGGUUUUAAUACAGAUGUUUUCACUGAAGUGUUUUAAACAAUCUUUGGUGCAUAAAUGUUGUCAUUGAGGUGUUAACGCCUGACGACCAAUGUGAUCACUGAGGUGUUCAAAUGCCAUCAAUGAAGUGUUUUAAAUGCUGUCACUGUGGUGUUCAAAUGAUAUCACUGAGGUGUUUAAAUGAUAUAACUGAGGUGUUCAAAUUAUAUCACGGAUGUGCUUAAAUGGCAUCUCUGAGGUGUACAAGUGCUUUCACUUAGGUGUUCAUAAACUACUACUAGAUUUUUUGUGAAACAAUCAGGCCAGUGAUAGAAUUAAUAUUGAGGUAAAACUGCACUUACACACUUUUGUUGUGUAGGGAUUUCACUCUCGUCAAAUACGUGUAAGAUGAAAAAAAAUAAUUGGUUCAUGGAGUUAUUUCCCUUAUCUCAUGCAGGUAAUUGCAACAAGUGUUGUCUUUUAUUGAAUAGAAAUUAAAAUUGCUUUAUCUAUGCAUUAUCAACACUUUGUUUGUAGAGGGGCGACUUCAAAGAUCUUAGUUCUUUCUCACACCCGGUGUAUUGACCGUUUAAAGCACCUAAUCUGCCAAAAUAGACUAUUGUGAAGGCCAAACUUGUUGAAACUUUAUGUUUUACAUACAAUUUCUAAUGAUAAAUAUGUUUUUUAAAGACUGCUUGACAUUACGAUGAAGCCAACUUAAAGUUAAUGGUAAUAUAUUUUCAUGUGUAGAGUGAUAAAGCCCUUCUAUCCUGAAGUUGGGGCUAUGUUAAACUCUUGUUUAAAGUUAUGGUUUACCUAUGGAAAGUGCCAAUUGUGACAUAAAUCUCUAACGGUUGAGGUACAAUGAAUCGGCUCAUUUGAUUCUUAACUCUCUGGGAAGGAUAGGUUGUCUUCACUAUUAAAGAAUUAGGAAAGAGCAGAGUGAACAAAAUUUUGACAAGUGUGGCUUCCCAUAAUUGAAGCACAGAGUAAGCCGACUUCAAGAACAGAGGCCAUAGUGUCAAUGUUACGUUUGCUAUGGCAAGAUGGUAUUUCAUAAAGCUGUUUGUAAGUUUAUGACUUUAAUACAGGGAUCGCUUAACUUUGUUAGCAGCUGAUGCAUGUAUUCGUCCUCAAAACCCCUGAAACGGACCACAAUAUAGGAUGAAAAACUAUAAUUUUUAGACACAAGUAGUAGUUUAUUAGCCUGAUUUUGAUAACCAUCUCUGACACGCAUUAAGCUUAUGCCCAGUUUUCUCAAAUUAGAAAAGUCAGUUGGCUGUGUUGACUGCCUUCUGCUGUGUGCAACUGCUAUGCACACACUAUUAUUAGCUACACUGUAUAUUCAGUGUACCUUGUAUGCACUGUACAUGUACGUAGGUCAUGCUGGGUUCGUCAAGAGCUUUUGUGUUGGAGUAUACGGAUUCGCUCUACAAACAUAGUAAUUGAAACCAACCACCAAUCACUUUCAGAUUUUGGUUUACAUCUCCAAAGUUUUUAAAUAGUUCCUUUAGAUAUGAUACUUUGAAACUUAGUUGGUAUUUUUCCACUAUAACCCUAAUGUUAAGCCCAUUUCCAAGAAACAAAUGGCUUUUUUUUUUAAUUGGAACAAAGUGAAACAUUCAUUUUAAUGCUUGACUAGUGAUCUGUUCAUGGGUUCCAAAUCAGAUUUUUAUUCACUUUGAGUCUCAUUAAUCAUCUAAAGUUAAAAUUUAGAUUAAAUUUCAAUGCGUAUGUGAAGUGUUUUGGGCCAGUGGAUUAGUCUUUAGACUUUGAAACAGAGGAUCGUGGAUUAGAAUCCCAGCCAUGGCAUAAUUUUCUCCAGCAAGGAACUGAUCCACAUUGUGCUGCACUCAACCCAGGUGAGGUAAAUGGGUACCCGGCAGGCAUAAUUCCUUGAAUUAAUCCAGCGCAUUUGGCAGCUGGAGCUAAAGCGGAUUAUAUUGCACCAUUGAAUAGGCAACUAGAAAAUUGUCGCCUCCUAUGUGCUCCAUGUAUAUAUUAUUCUUACAUGAAUUCAAAGUGAAUAAUUUGUCAAUAUUUUAUUACAAUUACGGUCACCAUUCGUGCGUUAAGUUGUGUCCAACUUAUGUUCAGUAACAGUAUACUGAAAAGGCUCUUUAAUCUAUUUGUUACAUACAAACAACAUGGAAAUUCAUAACUUUCAUGUUUGUCCAGUUUUCUUCAAUUGUUCAUCUACCUAGGAGCACCUUUAGCACCUAGCAAGUUGGAUACGUGCACUAUAAAAAUCCUAUUUUUUUUUUACCUGCUUCUCUGAUUGUUUUGUUUCUUUGAAGAGAAAAAACAGCUUCCCUUUUGGGUCGGUUCUCCUUUGAUUUCCUUUGAAGGGUUAUGUAAGUUUUUGUUUCAUAUUUGUCAAUAAUUGUCUUUAUUGGGUCGGUAGAUGUCACUUUGCAUGUUGCGAGAUAAAUUUAUUGAAUAAUUUUGUACCUAUUUGAGCUCAGAUGUUUGCAGGGCGGUAUUGACAAUUAUGGAAUUAGUAUAUGGUACACCAUGUGGUGAGUCCUAAAAGGACUAAGAAAAGGGGAUAGAGGUAUAUAAUUCAGUGAAAUGGAAAGGAGAGAAAGCUGAAGUUUGGAAGGAAGAGUAGUCUUUUCUGAACCAAGUGCAAGUUGAGAGGCAUGAGUAGCGGGAGAGAUGAGAAAAGGCUGGCUUGAGUCAGCAAGUGGAGUUGUAGAGUAAGAGAGGAAAAAAACAACGUUUCUGGCAGGCUUACUGUCGGCCUUCUAUCAGAGCUUAUGAUUCAUUUGUUUUACUUUAUAAAGUCUUUCAUUUAUAGAUAGGCAUUACAAUCAGCUGUCUAGUUUUUACUUUUAAAAUGGGUAAAAAAAUUGCCUGUUUACGUUAAUUUGAGUGUUGAAUAUGCGUAUGUUAAACAAUUUAAUGUAAUAGCAUAGGGGCAAUUCCAUGAAGUAUGUACAUGUAUUCCCCAAAAUCAUUUGUCUGUAUUUUAUGUGGUUAUAUGAAAUUUGUGAAGCUCUCAAAUUAUGAGUUUAACAGUUUUCGACCCAAAUUUAUUAACUUGUUCCCUCUGUCACGGAUUACGCCACGAUUCAAACGGCGUACUUAAUCGUGGAGUAAUCGUCGUGAUCUUAUCAGAUCGUAUCACCAUCAGAUCAGUCGUGGCAAUGGUAUUGAUGAUAGAAAAAUGUUGAAUGGUUAAAAAAAAAUUGCAAUCAAGUUACGAAAGGCCUGUCAUGGCUUUCGUAAAAGAUCGCACGAGGGUGGGAACGAGCUAUAAAAAGGAGAAAACUUGAAGUUGGAUUUACAAAAAGGUCGAUUAUUUUUGUUUGAAUUGCCCAUAGGUUUUAAUUUGUCUUCCUUUCAAUGUGAAAGUGUUUUUAUCUUUAAGUUGUUCGAUUCAAUAUGAUUUGAUAUAUUUUUCAGAAAUUUUUUCUGCAUGUGUAUUCUGUUUAUUAUUUAUAUAUUUUGUUUUCUGAAUUCUUGAUAGAUUGUACUAUACUAUAAAAUACUGCUCGGCCAACAUACCAUGAUAACUCAAGAAAAAGAAUGUUACUUCCAACUAUUUCCGUUUGUCUCACAAUGAAUGUAUAUUAUCUUUGGCCUUGAAAAGAAUGAUGCAUAGGAAAGUGGAAGAACCUGGUUUCCCUCACACUGUAUUCGUCAGUAAUAUCUUCUCUUGGAAUAGCCUCAUCAUUUUUUAAGAAUGAGAGCUGAGAUUUGAACCUGAUGAUGAAUUAACUCAUCAGUGUAAAGACAAGAAGUGAUUUUCUCCCAAACACUUUUAAUCACGAUUGCUGCCAGUGUUUCCAUAAACACAUAUUCUUGGCUUUUCCUUUUUUUUGUUUUUUGCAAAGUCUACAUAUUUGUGAAUGUUAUAUUCAUGAAUUAUGGUAGCUUUCAUGUCUAGGAUAGCCAUAUACAUCAGCCCGUACACUACAAUCAAACUUAGUUCACCAAAUACAAUACACUAUAGACAAUCACACAAGUACAUGUAUAGAUAGGUGCUUAUACAUGAUGUUCAAAAUUUUCACCAUCAGUAUAACUUAUUGUAUAUUCCUGAUCUAAUAAUGCAAAAUAUUAUUGGAACUAAUCUAUAUAUUCAUUUUAUCUCACAUAUACAUUGGUGUGAUGAAUAUUUAUUUUGCUGAUGAAUAUUCAUCUAUAUGAAGGGUUAUCUGUAUAUUUUCACAUCCAUUUGAAAGCAAAAUGGAGGUUUAGUUUUCAUGUGCAUCUUCCAUACCUGGAAGGAUUGAUUGAUUGAGGUAAUGCCCAUAUAGCACCGAGAAAAACUACGCAGUUUAUUAUAAGAUAUCUUCAAAGCAUGGAUCCUUGUUCAAAAUGAAAACAUAAAUGUAACCUGCCAUUUCCAGAUUUGUAAAGAAAAUAUUCAAUUUGUUUUUAUGAGGUUGAAUGAAAAAUUAUAUAAAAAGUGAAAUAUAUCAUGUUGUCGUGUACAGUAUAGUUGAAUAUAAAGAUGCAUACCAGUUAUUACUUGUUUUGCUCUUAUGAUUGAGUUUUUGUUAAAUCAGAAUAAAAAUGAGACUUUAAUCAUAUUUCAUUGGAAAGGGUCUUCUUGUACAUGUACUGUACAGAAAAGUUUUGCCAAAUACCAAAGGAAAGAGUCAAUAAUUGUACAAUGUUGAGUGGCCUUGAGGGGAACAUGAAAUAUAUUGCCUACAGUAGAAUCUUAUUGGCCCAAGUCUUUAAAUGAGGGCAGUAUGGUUCUUUUAAGGGCAAUAUAUUUGAUGUUCCCCGAAAGAAGAGCCAGUCAAUAUUCUUAUCAUAUUCCAAAUCAGAUAUCUAGUGCAAAAUUGUGGAAAUUUGUAUAUUUUACCCUUUAAGAAUGGGAUUUAUUUUUUCAUGUUGAGCAGGCUGGGCCUCUGAGCUUUACCAUUGUGACGUAAUUGAAAUGUCGCUUCCCCAGCCUUGGGAUGCAAAAUCCAGCGUUGACUCCUAUUGAUUAACAUUAUGACAUGAUAUUGCUGCACGGAUCAAUAUGAUGCGUAUCUCUACGCGUCUUCAGGUGCCCGGAUGUGAUACCAGGGAAAAUGCAAAGGUAUAUUUUGCAUCUUCUCUGCAUGCAAAGUCAGUAUGCAUGGAAAGACUGAGCAAAAUACAAAUAAUAUACAUAUUAUCCCUUCCUGAUGUUCAUGAAAUCUAGGGCAAUACAGUUUUGUAAAUUACCUUAUUUUUUUACAAAUUCUUCAUCUCAAAUGCAUUAAGUUGAGAUAAAACCAUUUUGUAGAUUCUGGAAGGGGGGGUGGGGGGAGGCGGGGAAGGCAAAUGUAUUGCAUUAUCUUAUUAUUAGUCAAUUGCUGUUCGGAAAAUUUUCAUUCAUAAGAAAAUCAAAAAGAAGUAUCACUCUUAUGCUUGAACCAUGGGAAAAAGGAUACUUCUGCUUUAUACUCCAUGGCCAAAGCCUUUAUUCUUCUUCAUUAUUAUUAAAUCCGCCAGACCAAGUGGAUAUCAAGUCUAUUUUAUUUUUAUUUUUCUUGGUGAAAUUCACUAUUGUCGGGUCUAAUUUCAACAGAAUAAAUGCCGUAGCUAUCAGUUUAUAACUGACACAUAGUGCUCUAACCUAAUGCCUUUGUCUAAUUUUAAAAAGAAAGUGGCUAGGUAAACAAAAGAGGCAUGACAACAUACAGUUCAAUAUUUUGAUUUGCAUGACAAUUAUUUCAAUUUUUCAAUGUUAUCCAUGUGUGCCAAUAUUGCAAAUAAAUACGACAGUCGGCAUGAAACAAGAUAA